UUUUUGCUCUCUCUCUCUCUCUCUCUAUAGACGAAACCAUGACUGCCCAGACGCAGGAAGAGCUCCUUGCUUCUCUUCUGGAACAACAAAAGAUCAACGUAAUCUAUGUCUUUUCUAUUUUUCUAUAUUUAUAUAUGUGUGUAUGUACUUGAAAAUGAAAUCUCUGUGCAUUUCCUUUCCUCGUUGUGGAUGGUGAAAUUGACUUGCUUUUACCUAUAUUUCUACUUAUUUUUCUGUUUUUUCUGGAUGAAAUAACCUUGGUGUUGUCGGCAAUUUCGCAGAUCUAUAUUGGAUUAGGCUAUUAAGUCGUUUUUUACUGUGUCUUAGAUCUAGCAAAUCAUUGUGUAUACGUAUGUCAUUUUUUGUAUUAAUCUUUGUUCGUGUUUUGUUUGGUUUCCAAGAGAUUGAAGGAAAAGAAAAUGAAAAAAAUAGUUGAAUUUUAAUGUUAUCUGUGGUUUUAAUUAAUUACCGAAUUACAAGUUACAGCUUAAGUUAUUAUUCUCAGUUUUAUUGGUUGCCAAACAAAGUGUUAGUGCAUUCAAGUCAGCUUAAUAGUUAAGGUAUAUGGGUUUAAUUUUAUGUGGUCAUUCAAGAUAUAUGUCGAAGAGUUUUUUGCAAUUGAAUGUUCUUUGUGCUUGUCCCAGAUGUUGUUAACAAUGAUAUUAUUAAUGCUAUAACAUUUCUUGGUUGUGGUGGCGCUUGUAAUACUGCUCUCUUGGUCUUGGCAAUAUCAUGUGUUGUAUGGAUUUGGGCAAGUCUGACGAGCCAGUAGUGGAGGAUGAAGAGGAUGACGAUGACGACGAUGACGAUGAUGACAAGGACGAAGAUGAUGCUGAAGGACUACAAGAUGGAGAUGCUAGUGGCAGGUCAAAGCAAAGCAGAAGCGAAAAGAAGAGCCGCAAAGCAAUGUUGAAGCUUGGAAUGAAACCUAUCCCUGGUGUUAGUCGUGUUACCGUGAAGAAGAGCAAGAAUAUUCUGUUUGUCAUUUCAAAACCCGAUGUUUUCAAGAGCCCAACAUCAGACACAUACGUUAUAUUUGGAGAGGCGAAGAUUGAAGACUUGAGCUCACAACUGCAGUCUCAGGCAGCAGAGCAGUUCAAGGCUCCUGAUCUCAGUCAUGUGAUCUCCAAGCCCGAAUCUUCUGCCAUGGCUCAAGAUGAUGAAGAUGUGGAUGAGACAGGGGUCGAACCUAAGGACAUUGAGUUGGUGAUGACCCAGGCUGGAGUUUCUCGGUCAAAGGCCGUUAAGGCGCUCAAAGCUGCAGAUGGGGAUAUAGUUUCCGCCAUCAUGGAGCUAACCAACUAA
This is a messenger RNA of Ilex paraguariensis (yerba mate), 1305 nucleotides long. The record is from the annotation of a GenBank genome assembly. NCBI's taxonomy places the organism in Eukaryota, Viridiplantae, Streptophyta, Magnoliopsida, Aquifoliales, Aquifoliaceae.